This is a messenger RNA of Austrofundulus limnaeus, 3376 nucleotides long. RefSeq names its product oxysterol binding protein-like 3b (gene osbpl3b). Gene Ontology annotation, cellular component: cytosol; nuclear membrane; perinuclear endoplasmic reticulum. The record is from RefSeq and is a predicted model, not a curated record. Gene Ontology annotation, molecular function: cholesterol binding. NCBI's taxonomy places the organism in Eukaryota, Metazoa, Chordata, Actinopteri, Cyprinodontiformes, Rivulidae.
GGGAAACGCAUCACGGAGAGGAUGUCAAAGUUCCAAGCCCUGCCCACUCCAGCUGACAGGCCGCGUUCUGAUUGGAGCUGGCUUCAGUCAGUCAGGCAUCCUCCUCCUCCUCAGCGGUGAUGCUGUCAGAAGGAGAGAGCUGCAUGUGGGAGCUUGUCAGAUCAGAGUCCAGGCUGCGUUUUGGGUGGUUCUGACUCUCCUCACCUUCUGUUUUUUUUUUUUUUUUUUUAAAAGAUCCGGUGUUUUCGUCUGACCCUCAAGCUGGAGGAAUGGCCCUGGUAGUCGGGCUGUAGGCCACACAGGCCCGUCUGCAUCAACAUGAGCUCGGAGGAGCACGGCUCGGCCAUGUCGCAGAAGAUCUCCUCCCUGUCACGCAGCAACAGCAGCUCCUCAUCCAAGCUGGAAAGCAGACAGGACAGCUGGGAAAUAGUGGAAGGCCUGCGUGGCGGCUUCAGCAACGUCCAGGAGCCCCAGAAACAGGAGGGCUACAUGCUGAAGAGGAGGAAGUGGCCUAUGAAGGGUUGGCACAAGAGGUACUUUGUCCUCGAUAAGGGCAUCCUUAAAUAUGGCAAGUGCAGCGCUGAUAUUGACAAAGGGAAACUUCACGGUUGCAUUGAUGUGGGGCUCUCAGUCAUGGCCAUUAAGAAGAAAGCCAASUGUAUUGAUCUUGAUGCCGAGGAAAACAUUUACCACCUGAAGAUCAAGUCACCGGAGCUGUUUGACGAGUGGGUGUCAAAGCUGCGCCACCACCGGGUCUAUCGGCAAAAUGAGAUCAUCACCUGUCCUAACGAGAAGUCCUUCUUCUACCCACUCUACCCCUCCCCGAACUCCCCCGGCAUAGUUGAGGGUGCAUCUAUGAGACGGUGCUUGUCCAUUCGAAGGCAGUCGUCGGUGCAUCCUGCAGGAGCGUUCCCAAUAAGCUCCAACAACCAGGCCAAGGUAGCUGCCUGGCUCCAGUCUUCUGAGGACAUGGACAAAUGCUCCAAAGAGCUGUCGGUGUGUGAGGCCUACCUGUUGGAGCUGACCCACCUGCUGCAGAACAUGGAGGUUCUCCAUCGCACCUACUCCGCUCCGUCCUUCCAAGCCCUGCAGACAUCUACAUUCGACAGCCCCAAAAAGGAGAAAAGACUUCAGAGGAAGUGGCGCCAUAAGAACUACAAUAAAGAUGUCAAAACAACCCUGCAGGUACCCAGCUGCAUCUCCUCCGGCCCGAUCCGCCUGCAUGCCUCCAACCCCAAUCUGUCCACCGCAGCACUUGGCAACGAGAAAACUGACUCCGAAUCCCUGGAUUCAUAUUCUGAUGUAGCGAAGCUGCAGGAGGACUUCUGUCGAGUCGCCACCAACUUGCACACAAACAUGAAGUCGGUCCUGAGCUCGCUCAAAUCUGACAGGGAGAGAUUAAAACAGUGUCUGGAUCACGACUCGCAUCCCCCGACCUCUCCUCAGGUUGUCAAUUUAAAGAACACACUGGCAGCGGCUUUAGCCCAGAACUCUGAGCUGAAAGAGCGCCUGAGCAAGAUUCACGCCGAGUCCUACAUGGUAGAACCCACUCUAAUAAACCUCGCUGCCCCUGUGCAGAAACAGGACUCUGUWGACGAGUCCCAUCCCCUCGUGCACCAAGUGUCCAACGAGAGCAGAGCUUCAAUCGCGGAGUCUUUAUCUGAGUUCUUCGACGCCCAGGAGGUUCUGUUGUCCGCGAGCUCUUCUGAAAAUGAGGUAUCGGACGAUGACUCAUACAUCAGUGAUAUAAGUGACAACAUUUCUUUUGACAAUUUUAGGCUGGAGACAGAAGCUGAAAGACCAAAUUUAGGUUCUGUAGAAAAUGGCUCAGUCCCGCACCAACGUAGAUCCUGCCUGCCCUCGCCCUGUCCGAACAGCAACACCGUCAGCCUGUGGAACAUCCUCAGGAACAAUAUAGGCAAAGACCUGUCCAAGGUGGCCAUGCCAGUGCACCUGAACGAGCCGCUCAACACCCUGCAGAGACUCUGUGAGGAGCUGGAGUACAGYGAGCUCCUGGACACGGCUGCCGACACGCUCGACCCGUUCGAACGCAUGAUGUACAUUGCCACGUUUGUCGUUUCCGGCUACACGUCCAGCUACUACAGAACUGGAGGAAAACCUUUCAAUCCCGUGUUAGGAGAGACGUAUGAAUGUGAUCGGCCGGACAAAGGCUUUCGCUUUGUUGCCGAGCAGGUCAGCCAUCACCCGCCUGUUUCAGCUUGCCAUGCGGAGUCUAAAAACUUUGUCUUCUGGCAAGACGUGAGGUGUAAGAACAAAUUCUGGGGAAAGUCAAUGGAGAUCGUUCCUGUGGGUACCACUCACGUAACUCUGCCAAGAUUCGGAGACCACUACGAGUGGAACAAGGUGACGUCGUGCAUCCACAACAUUCUCAGCGGACAACGCUGGAUCGAGCACUAUGGCGAGAUCUCCAUCAAAAACACCAACAGUGACRCGUGUCAGUGCAAGAUCACCUUCGUCAAGGCUGCUGGAGGAGGGAAACCUGGAGGCUGCGGAGGAGCAGAAGCAGAGGAUCGAACAGCUGCAGAGAGACCGGCGGAGAGUCCUGGAGGAAAACCACGUGGYGCAUCAGCCCAAGUUCUUCAGGAAGUCAAAAGAAGAGACCUGGGUGAGCAACAACACUUACUGGGAGCUGAGGAGGAACCCCGGCUUCGCUCACGCAGACUUUCCAGCUCUGUGGUGACUGCAGAGCUGCAGCCCCUCCACUGUGAUCCAGGCUGGUUCUGGUGACGUCUGUAGCCCGAACCUACCACCAUUCAGAUCUACCGUAGUCUUCAUCAGAGUCGUUGCCUUAAUAACAAGUGCUUAUCUAUGUUGUGGAAACGUUAAUGCAAGCGUGCGGGGGAUUUUUGCCCACAUUUUGACUCAUUCUAUGUUCUGUUUACUCAGAAAAGGAGAACUCGAUAUAAAAAACCAAUAUAAAAAAAUCACUAUCGCUUCAAAUUACUGAACAUAAGUUGACAUUUUCUACCUCGAGUAUAAACUAGCCUUGAAAUGUCAACGAUGGAUCCUGAUGUUUAUUCUGCAUCAUCGCUUGAUGCCUUACUGGUCGUACUUGCAUUGUUCGUUUUAUUUUAUUGCAUCUACGUUUUGGUAAAAAUGCACAGAAACUCCUUCAAAAGACUCUCAGAUCCUCACUGUGCGGAGCUUGGUGUGUCGUAAACGUAAUGACAGCGACUUGGCUUUGUGCAAACGAUUGUGCAGCUAUGAGCACUGUAGCAAAUAUCCAUCCCACUUGUUUCAUCUUUGUUUUUCUCUUCACUUUAUUCAAUGAAACGUGCCGACACUGACCCUCAGAACCAAAAGUGUCCAAAACUAUGUGCUCCGUGAAACAAAAUAAAAUCUAAUUUUUUCUUUU